UUGCUCGUCUGAAGCUCGUCUUUUUGAGCGCUUCGACAUGCUUGCACUCUGUAAAAAAACACCAACUAUACAGGGGUGGUAGAGACCUUUGGCGGCGUGCCCUUGGCCGAAGACCGUGGCCGAAGCGAAUAAUCCAGUGAUCAGGCUAGACGGGCUAGACUCACGUACCCGGUUGCCGGGAGUCUAGCGCGAUAGAAGAAGAAGAAGAAGAAGAAGGGGAGGUAGAGCCGAGACAGCAUCACACCGCUGUACACAGUACACACUUCUCUCCAGUAUCUCAUUACGUUCUUUCAUUCGCGGUUAUCUUUUGCUCCUUCUUUCUCUCUGUUUUUCCUAAAUUUGUGAAACAACAUACUCAAAGGAUAAAAAAUCCUUUCGAAUUAGUAAUAAAACAGUGACUAAAAAAGCUGGUAAAAUUAGUGUACGCGUUGGUGGAAAGGGUGCGAUGAAGUAAAGCCUGGAGGAUGAUGAUGGGCGAUCAGUUUCGUAGUAAAGUGGAACAAUACUCACCCAAGUCAUCACCGAGGGGAGCUCGUUCCCCCGUAGUUUCACGUCAGGACUCGACCGGGACACUCAAAACGACGAUUUCCCUCGGAAAAAACCCCUCCAUCGUCCACAGUGGGCCCUUCUACUUGAUGAAGGAGCCCCCUGGGGAAAGUGAAUUAACAGGGGCUACAAAUUUGAUGGCCUAUUAUGGCCUCGAACAUUCCUACAGUAAGUUCAGUGGAAAAAAAUUGAAAGAACAAUUAUCCUCGUUCCUGCCAAAUUUGCCAGGAAUUAUCGAUACACCGGGUCAUCAGGACAACAGCUCGUUGAGAUCAGUGAUUGAAAAACCACCUAUAGGUGGCAAAGAACUCCUUCCUUUAACCAGUGUUCAAUUGGCUGGUUUUCGAUUACAUCCUGGCCCGCUACCGGAACAAUAUCGUUAUGUGAACCAGGCGCCUCAGAGAAAACACAAGAACAAACACAAGAAGCACAAGCACAAACCAGGAGAAGUGCCGUUGGGUCAAGAAAUAGCAGCAACAGAUAUAAGUGGGCAAGACACGCACGAGAAGAAACACAAGAAGCAGAAGCGACACGACGAGGAGAAAGAGGCGAGAAAGAAAAGGAAGAAGGAGAAAAAGAGAAAAAAGCAGAAGCACAGUCCAGAGCACACCGGUGGAUUGACGCCUUCGCAGCAUUCGAACUCGUGAUCGACGAUUCUCUCGGAGUUGUCAAACUGAAUCGAAAAUUUGUCACGGUCGCAGAAUUCCACAGCGAUCAAUCUAUUGAAUACAUCAUUUUGUUUUCCCGACAGAUUCACGCUGGGGAUCCUCUGUGAGAAUUUCGCCUUAACGAGAAAUUUGAAGUUCGAUGGCAAGAACAAUUGAUCUGUCAAUUCUUAUUUCUUUAAGUCUCCUUUGUAACUGAGCUGAACGACAUUUUCUUGGAUGUAGCGGAGAUUCUGAUUGGAGAAAAUAGUUGAAACGUUUCGAAGAUCAACGAUCAAUACGAAAUCGAAGAUAUUUCAAGUGAUCUACGUAUCUGAACGUGCAAUCUCGAAUUUAACAAUCGAUCGAUACUUACGAAAGCUGGUCCAGAAAGUUUGUGGCAAUAUUCGAAUGCGACGUGUUAUUAGUUCAUUUUUUUUUCUUGUCUCAAUGAAAUCCACACGAAUUAUUUCGGAUUGGGUAUUUGAGCUUGUACAAUAUCAACCGUGUAAGAUAUAGAAUUAUAUUCCUAAGCUUGGACAAUUUCCAAGGUCACAUUGAUGUAUGUAGUGCAUACGUAUACGUGUGCCGUUGCUCCUUGUUCUUUUUAUUUUUUUUUCUAUCGAAAACUUCGACGAUCAUUGCGCGGAUCUUCUCUAUUCCAAAGAUUCUGCUCACUCGUGUAAAUAUUAGAAAUGUCAUGAUAAGCAAGAGCGGGCGGGAGAGAGAAAGAAAGAAAUAAAAUAAAAUAAAAACAAGUGAAUGACAAUUGUAAAGGCACAAAAGUUCACACCGGAUUAGUGACAUGAAAUAAUGAUGUCGACGCGUGUUGUUGAGCGAUGUCAUGUCGGGGUAAUACGUAAGCAAUUAUGAGUAUUUAUAACGCGAAUAUUCAUAAGGAAAAAUAAAACAAUACUUUAAUAGA
Messenger RNA from Venturia canescens, 2115 nucleotides. It is a transcript of the gene MED19, whose product is annotated as mediator complex subunit 19. Gene Ontology annotation, molecular function: transcription coregulator activity; transcription factor binding. The record is from RefSeq and is a predicted model, not a curated record. The coding region runs from base 465 to 1193 and encodes 242 amino acids. Gene Ontology annotation, biological process: positive regulation of transcription by RNA polymerase II. NCBI's taxonomy places the organism in Eukaryota, Metazoa, Arthropoda, Insecta, Hymenoptera, Ichneumonidae. The transcript is spliced from 4 exons. Gene Ontology annotation, cellular component: mediator complex.